This is a messenger RNA of Cimex lectularius (bed bug), 1795 nucleotides long. RefSeq lists its product as uncharacterized. The record is from RefSeq and is a predicted model, not a curated record. Lineage: Eukaryota; Metazoa; Arthropoda; Insecta; Hemiptera; Cimicidae.
UCCGGAUUUCGAGCCGUUUAGCUCAUCAUCAGGUUGAAGGAGUUCUUUUUGAAAAUGAUCAAACCAUCCCUUUUCUGUCAUAUCAGAUGUACUCGUUAACUCGUCAUUAGUAUCUCUCGUUCAGUUAGCAAAUAUGGAUGUUUUAAUAGAUGACAAGGUGACAACAGAACGAGGUAACGGUAUUGUAGACGGGUACCAACUAAAGAAGUGUGUGAAAAAAUAUGGUCUUGUGUGCUUUAGAUGUAUGAAUCGUAUGUGUAAAUUCGCAGUUUUGACUGAUGCGACUGAUAAUACGAUCAUUUCUGUCGUGAAAGAACAUAACCAUGCGCCGUUUGAUGAACGAAAAUUGGAAUGCGCAAAAUUACAAAACGCCUUGAAAAGGAAAGUGGCUGAAGACCAUACGAAACCCAGUAAACUCAUCAGGCGUGAACUACAGGAACAUCGAACUUCUUCCUUAGAAUAUAGUGACAUGCAUCUCACCCACGGCAUUUUUAGAUUUGCUGCGAAGUGGUUUCGUCAACUUUAUACAGUAGACACAUUUAAAAAUAAUUUUUAUGUGCCCAUUGUAUAUGUGUUUCUUUCCUCCAACUCCGCUGAAGAGUAUAGUCGAAUGUGGUCUCGCAUCACAGCUAUUUGUCUUUCAGAGGUGGGCUUUGAGCUGUCAAUUAACACUGCAUUUCUAGAUUUUGAAAUUGCAGCUCACAACGCCAUUAAACUGCGAUUUCCCCAUUGCAUACUCCGCGGUUGCAAUUUUCUCCUAGGCCAGUUGUGGUUUCACAAAAUUCAGAAGGACAAAAGGCUACUGCAACACUAUCGCAAAAACACCGCCGUUGAUGUGAAAAAGGUACUGAAGAAAAACAUACUAUGCACAUCAUGCAACGGUUCGGUGAAAAACCUCAUCACAAAAGGAAAACCCAAGUGUCACCCUUUUAUGGAUACGUUACUGUGUGAUAAAUGUUUCCAAUUUUUUGGCGAUGGAGAAUUUUCCGUUGAUGAAGACGGAAGUGACAAAUAUUGCCGGUGGUGUGGUCAAGGGGGUAUGCUUUACUUAUGUUCCAAAUGCACUGCUGGUUUUUGCAAGAAAUGCAUAAAACGAAAUCUACCAAGAUCUGUGUUAAAGGAGGUGGACGACAACGAUUGGGAGUGCUUCUGCUGCAACGUCAAACCUUUGUAUGAAUUGCGGGGAUAUUGUUGGGCAGCAUUGCAAUACACGAAACAGAUGGAAAAAAAUGGUGAAGGCACAAGUAAAAAGCGCAAGUUGAAGAAUUCUAAGGACGAUGACGACGAAGAUAGUGAUGUUGCGCCUACAAAGAAAUUAAGAGUUAGCGAUAGGACCAAAAAGAACAAGAACUUGAAAAACAAAGAUUUGAGUGACAGUGAGGAGGAAAAAAUGGAGGAAAGUACAAAUUUGAAUGAGAAAUCCAGUGAAAAAAUUAGUAGAAAAGAAAAAAAGAUGUUUAAAAAAGUCUCUGCUAAAUUUGAAGCCGUUCUAAAUGAUGCUUUAACAAUAUCUUCUAAAGUUAAAACUAAGGUUCUAGAGUGUAAGAAGUCCAACAACAGUUUCAAGUUACUCAAGGAUGUCAAGUCUGUUGAUAAAGCAACACAUAGCGUGGUCAAAAUGCUCGAAACGUUGGAAACUGUUUGUUCAGAUAUGAAAAAGGAUUUUCACGACUAUGUGGAAAUGUGGAAAAAAGACCUGGAAGAGUUGAGACAAAUGGAUACCGAACAGGAAGAAGAACAGAGUGUGAAAAACGGUCUGUCUAAAGAUAACGAUUUUAAAGAUGAUACUAANUAA